AUGGAGAGCAAGAACAUCUUCUUUUCAAGUCUUGAAGAGACCUCAGAGGAAGUUGUUAUUGGAAUUGAUGAGGCUGGGAGAGGCCCUGUGAUUGGGUAUAUGGUGUAUGGGGCCCUGGUAGCCCCAAAGAGUGCUCUGGAAGCCACGGGAUUCAGAGACUCGAAAGUUCUGACGCCUGCACAAAGGCACUGCUUCUUUCAAAUGAUAAAAGAAAAAGGAUUUGGAUAUAUCUAUCACUGCACUCAUCCCGACUAUAUUACAGAAAUGAUGCAGCUUAGGUCCACUACUCUGGAUAGGAUAUCGAUUGCUUCUGUUUUCCAGAUUCUUGACGAAAUAAAAACCAAGUGCAAGAAGGUGGAAGCUGUCUAUGUGGACACACUUGGGGACUGUGAAAAGUACAAAUCCAAGCUGAAUGCAAGCUAUCCGUACAGAUUUGUGGUUGAGAAGAAGGCAGACUCGAAGUUCCAGGUUGUCUCAGGGGCUAGCAUAGUUGCUAAGGUUCAGAGGGACGUGCUGAUUUCGGAAUUUGGAAAUGAUCUUGGGUCUGGAUACCCAAGCGAUCCCGACACAGUUGAAUGGCUCAAAAGAAAUGCAAAUGUAGUUUUUGGGUUCCCGCCUGGAGUUAGGUAUUCGUGGAGCACAGCUAAAAAGAUCCUCGGAGAAAGAAAGUCAAAGCCGCUCAAGGGGAUUUUGAGUGGAUUCUAUUUUGAUAGCACUUGA
Messenger RNA from Encephalitozoon hellem ATCC 50504, 720 nucleotides. Its product is annotated as ribonuclease HII. Bases 1 to 720 code for a protein of 239 amino acids. Gene Ontology annotation, biological process: mismatch repair; DNA replication, removal of RNA primer. Gene Ontology annotation, molecular function: RNA binding; RNA-DNA hybrid ribonuclease activity. NCBI's taxonomy places the organism in Eukaryota, Fungi, Microsporidia, Unikaryonidae. The transcript has a single exon. Gene Ontology annotation, cellular component: ribonuclease H2 complex. The record is from RefSeq and is a predicted model, not a curated record.